Didymodactylos carnosus is the source of this 998-nucleotide messenger RNA. The record is from the annotation of a GenBank genome assembly. NCBI's taxonomy places the organism in Eukaryota, Metazoa, Rotifera, Eurotatoria, Philodinida, Philodinidae.
CCACCUGUAACCCCAGGCAAGGGACCCUUUUCAGGUACUACCAUUCCGGGUCAGAAUGGGCCUGGAACUGUGGGGGCAGGAUUCGUUCACUAUCCUGUGGUGCGCGUUACGCACCUCCACUACCCAAUAACAUCAUCGAACAGAAAAGUAAGUGGUCAAUCAUCUCUAUGUGAAAUUAAAACUACUUUACCACUAUUAUUUGUUUUGCUUUUAGUGAUUCCAGUACUGUAAUAUCCAUCCUGUAUUUAUCACGAUAACAAGAACAUGUAUUCUUUCGUUAAUUUUUUGCCGUUUAAAUGAAGAAAUUGUUUUUGUUCAAUUUUAUUAAUACACAAAUUCAUUGUCAGAUAUUUCUAAACAAACUAAAAUCGCUGAGAAAGAUACAGACGUAAGUAUUAUUUUGUUUAUAUUAGAUAUCCAAUGAUGCCAUUAUUGUUUGAUGUGGCUUGUGAUAUUAUUAUUUGGCUUUAUUUUUCAAAAUUAAUUUUACAGGACGAGUAUCAUUGGUAGAAAUGAAACAAUAAGCGAGCGGCUUGUUGUACUUCAAUUUCAGCAAACGGUUCUUCGUCUGUUCUCGCCAGUAGAAAUUAGAGUUGAGGAUGAUAGAGCUUCUCCAACACCGGCGAGAACGGAGAAAAGAAAAGUUUGCUGAAAUUGAAGUACAAAAAGCCGUUCGCCUACUGUUGCAUUUUUACAAAUGAUACUCGCCCUGUAAAAUUAAUUUUGAACAAUAUAUUGUUGAAAAUCAGGGUAUUGAUAUUAUUAAGUAAGUUACCCAAUGCAACAUUAAUCAGCCUUUAGUAUUUGAUAAAAAGAAAUUUCGUAUAACUGUAUUAGAAAAUGCAUCACCAUUAGCACAUUAUAAAAUAUUUUCAAUUGAUGUAAAUCAAGGUAAAAAUAGUGGUCGAAGAUUAAUUGAUAGGAUAUCAUUAGCACAUUCAUUAACACCAUUAUGUACAAAAAAAUGUAUAAAAUUAUGCAGUGCAAAACAAGAAUAA